This is a messenger RNA of Cynoglossus semilaevis (tongue sole), 5050 nucleotides long. It is a transcript of the gene gtf3c4, whose product is annotated as general transcription factor IIIC, polypeptide 4. The coding region runs from base 2340 to 4739 and encodes 799 amino acids. Lineage: Eukaryota; Metazoa; Chordata; Actinopteri; Pleuronectiformes; Cynoglossidae. Gene Ontology annotation, molecular function: histone acetyltransferase activity; protein binding. Gene Ontology annotation, biological process: transcription initiation at RNA polymerase III promoter. The transcript has 4 exons. The record is from RefSeq and is a predicted model, not a curated record. Gene Ontology annotation, cellular component: transcription factor TFIIIC complex.
AACGAUCUUGCUGACGCCCCUCGCCCCCCUGUUCAACAGAAAGCACCACACUGAUAUGCUCUAAAUACAUUUCAUUAUCAUCAUUAUGAUUAUAUCACUAAUUGUGUGUAUUCGGUAAUGUGCUGCAGCAGCGGCCGCCCCCUGGGAGCCGUCUGAGAGACUGAAUGAUUAAAAUGUGUACAAUGAACCAUGCAUCAAACGUCCCGGUGGGCCAACCUCCCUCUCACUCCCUAAGUCUGAAUACAACGGCGUGCGGAAAAUAAAACGCCUCCUCUGACUACUGUAGUGAACAAACAGCUCCGUUGUGCAGACGUGGUCUGCUGAGAGGCCACUGAGCUGCGGGAGAGAAACACACACAGCAGCUGGAGUCAGGGGGCGGGAGGGGCAUUUCACAAGACGAAGUAAGUCAAAUCAGAAAACUGGAUCUGUGAUAAUAACAAGUAGCUGCAGAAAAGUAUGCUUAUGUCAAAUCAUGAAGUGAAGUGCAGAAAAUAUACUCACAAGCACGUUUUCAGCACAGGUAGUAAAAGCCGAAAGAACAGACAGUAGACCAGGAACUAUGUGGAUUCACACCUCAAAUCUAGUCCAAGAAACUACAGACUCCGCCUGAAACUGGGCCUUACUCCCUAAACAACUAAGGGCUCACCAGGAACUACGGGGAGUUCCUUCAGAUCGUUACUCUCCCUGUAAGAAUGUAAUUCAAUUCCACUGUAAAUUCAAUGAGAAACUCCUCACUGGAUAUGACAGCAUGUAAAAGUUGCCUCUCCUGACUGUGGUGCUGAACAAACAGCUCAGAUGUGUGGACGUGGUCUGCAGAGAGACAGAGAAGCUGCAGGCAACAACAGGACAAAGAAGCUGGAUGUUAGAGAUACAGGAGGUUGACCUGAGCUGACCUCGUACAUAUCCAUAAACCCCUCACUCCAUCUCGGUAUAUACAGAGUGCACACCUACAGACAGGCCUUAAUAAUUCCACUGCUGCUCUGUGUGAGUCCAGCAGAGGCUGAGGUCUGGACCUCUCUGCUCCUGAACGCUCCUCCACUUCUAUCCUUCAUUCCAUUUCCACCUCUGACAGGAGAGAAGGAAGUUUUCAGUGACAGCACUGAUAAAUGUUUAAUCCAACAUUCAUGCAUCCCGCUGCCUGAGGAUCCACUGUGACUACACACACACACACACACACACAGAGCAGGUGUGUGAAAUAUUCAUCUCCGACACGCUUCAUUAAGAAUGAAACACACCCUCGUCUUUGUCGUCUCUGUUUCAUUUAUUCAUUUCGAUUAUGGAAACAAAAGACGGGGAAGGGAAGAGGAAAAGAUUAAAAAACAUGGCAGUGCUGAGAUUCUGUGAUUGUCACACAGAUUUGUAGCAAUUUGUUUUGUGACAAACGUCUCUGUGUGUUGAAAUCCCACCGUCGUCAUCAUCAUCAUCAUCAUCAUCAUCAUCAUCCCCUCAGCUUUUAUUGCUACAGCUGCUUUAAUCACUGUCUGCUCUGCAGUAGUUUGAGCUUUGACUCCUCCAGGAGUGUGUGCUGACAUUUAACACCCUGAUAAAUAUCUGAGCUGUGAUCAAGCCACUUUUCAUUUUUCUGUUUAGUUAAUGAAAGGAUAAAUGAUGGUGAAGGAACAACAGCAGCAGGACAGGAAUGACAAAUGGACUCUCACUAUCUGGACUGGUUUUUUAAACAGGGGUUCUAGAAAUGUUUGAUGUUCCAUCAACGCCGUUUGAUCGAUUGCUGAUUUUAAAAAUUGCAUUUUUUAAAUUCAAAAUGUCACCAAAACAAGUCUGACUCAAAUCAAAGGAGUGAAUUUAGUAUGAUGAGAUAUGAGUGUAGUUUAAAGAUUUUUAAAGACAUGAAUUAUUCUGUCACACUAGUUAAAAAAACGUUUCCCCACGCAAAAAAUCAGUUCAAUCCAUUCUAAUGUAAUUACAUUCUAUUCACACAGAGGCUUGCAUCCUAAGACAGAUUCUGUAUUUUGUUUCGAAGGAAGUGGAAGCCUGAAGACUGUGCAUGGAAAUAUGGAAAAUAAACAAUAAACAAUAAAAAUAAUAUAGUUUCCACAUUUUAAAAUGUAGAAUAAAUGAGAGUAAUAUCUCUGGGGUAAUGUCGAAAUGCAUUUCAACGUACUGUACAAAGAUAAUGACCAAACAACGAAAAAAUGGUAAUUUAAAGAAAAUAAGAUUAAAAAAUGUGAAAAAUAUUAUAAAGGCUUAAUACUCAUUGUAUUAAGGGAAAUAGCCGAUAUUGAGGUACGUAAAAGGUAAAGAAUGAUUGUUGACGACAGAGGAAGUCCACUGUUGUUCAACUCUCUUUUACGACGCCACUUCCGCCGCACGGUGUAAACAUGGCAGCGGCCAGUAGCAGUCCUCCUGCUGCUGCUCUGACAAAAAGUGAACCUCAGAUUGGAGGAGAGCACGGUUUGGAGCUCGCCUUUGGUUUCGAGGGAGCGCCACUGAAGCGGGAACCCACCGUGACGCUGCUGACGCCAGUUAGCGGAGCUCAGCCUCUCCGCUGGUCUGAGGACCACCGGCUCUCCGUCAACACCUGCGGUUCUCUGGCUGUAAUGGAGCUGCUGUGUGAUGUUAAAAACAAGAAGCCGGAGUUGACGUUACACCGGAGCUCCGUCUCGGUGCCCGCGCAGCCCUACAGACUCAGGAUGGGAACCGCAGCAGAAGAAGCCAAAGUGACUGAGGAGUGUUCUACUCACCCAGAUCCGACCGUUCGGCAGCUUUUUCUGGCUGACAAAAUAAUGAACCCAUCAAUUCCAGCCUACAAGGGAAUAAAAUACGCCAGCUGGUCUCCGUUAGGUUGCGACAACAACGGGCGCUGUUUGCUCGCUUGUUUAACACUUGACCACAGACUAACUAUUCACAACAGCCUCAAGUGUCUGGAGUGGAGUACGCUCAUCGACCUCUCCGAUGAGUACAGCGAGAGGGUGAAGGUCCAGAACUACACCAGCACAGACAGCACCGAGCCGUCAGCAGACCUGCUGGACUUUACAGAGCUGCAACGACGUCGGAGCAUGCUGACGCCUCUGAGGAUGGAAUGGUCCAGUGUUUACACCGUCAAACAAGUGCUGCCUGACAACACGUGUAAAGACGUGGAGAUGGUCCUCCUGGCUGUCCUGAUGGAAAACGGCCACUUGGUUUUGUGGAAGUUAGAGUUGCCGUUCGUAAAUGGAGAUGAUGUUGUGUUUUAUGACAUGAUCGAGUCAGGUGUGACUAGUCCAAGUGACUUGGCGUGGUGGGAGCACAAAAGUGCAGAACGCCAGAUGAGCGGUCUCAUCGUCGGCAGCCAUAGCGGACCAAUCAAAAUCCUGCCAGUUACCCUGACAGGGGUCAAAGGUUACUUCACCCUGCGACACCCCGUCAUCCUCUGGCAAGAAUGCGAUGAGAUCACUGUGGAAAACAUCAAAUGCAUCCCAAUUUUCCAUCCCAUCCUUAAAUCCAGCUGCAGCCUCAUCAUCGCCUCACGGGGCUGUUACGUCUUCUGGUGUUUGCUGGUCAUUUCACCUGCUGGACUCAACGUGCACAACUCUCAUGUGACAGGCCUUCACUCGCUCCCCAUCAUCUCGUUAGCCGUCAGUCAAAACGGAUUGGCAGUUUACACAUGCUCCCUAGACGGAUGGAUCAAAAAGCUGACGCUAAGCUUCACUGAGAAGUCACUGCUUUUCAAACAAGAGGACUUGGACCAGAUUGAGAACCUAACAGGCCGAAGGCUACACGGCAUGGCGAUCAGCACCAACGCAGCGUACAUGGCCAUCGUCAGCACCCAAGGUAUGAGCGACAAUCUCCCACCUGUUGCCAGAACCUACCGGGUACACUUUGUGGCCCUGAAAACACCAGAGAGAGCUGCGGCGCUGCUGCUCAGGUCGCCCACACAGAACUUGUACAGAUUGAGCGACCUGCUGGACAUCGUCAGGUGUCUGGUGAUUAAGAACAAACAGAUUCCCUCAUCGCUGGAGGUGGCGCUAGAUCGCUUGAUGCAGGAAAGUGACUCCCUCUAUCUGUGGCGCUUCAAGCUGUUUCUGGUUCGUGUGCUCCACACGUCCUUUCAGGCGCCGCUGACGAACCAUCGCUGGAAACCCAAUUUGGAGGGGAAUCUGAAGGGGGACGUGAUGGACGUGGUGGACGAGGAGGAAGACGAUGGUGACAAAACCAGGCAGGAGAACAGCCAGUCAGAAGUCCAGCAACAGAAUGAUGGUAACAAGGUGGUGCAGAUGUCAGAGACACAGACAGAGCAGAUUCAGAAAUCCAUGGAGAAGAUUCAGAAUCACCUGGUGAGAGAAAACAUGAAAAAGGUCCUGGGUGUGGUCUACCUCAACACCUGGAUCACUCCUCAGAUCAGCGUGCCCACCUGUGGGCUGAUGGACUAUCUGACCACAGACAACUGUGACAGAGAUGCAGAGGUCCUGAUUGGUCACGUCAGGAAGAAGAUGAACAAGCAGGUCUUCCAGGAACACUGCAGCCUGUGUCAGGACGUUCUCCCCUUCACUGACCACAAACAGACCGUCUGUCCCAGAGGUCACAUGUGGCUCAGGUGUGUUUUGACGUACCAGGCCUGCCAGGCGCUGACAUUCAGACGCUGCCUCCUGCUGGACAGCAUCUCCAGGCUGCCAGAUCCUGAGGGUACCGCACAGACACACACACACACACACACACACACUCCGUCAGCUUUGGUUUUAAACCUCCCAUUUUCACCUGAUUUCAGGACAAGACAGAAAUUUAAGGAGUGUAAAAGAUGAAGGAUGAUUUAGAUGAUUGGGUUUUUUUAAAGUGGCUGUCCAAUAUGUGCUCUCCGUCUCACAUGGACUAGUACUGAACCUUUACCAUCGGACACCUUGAAGAAUCUAAACCUGAAUCUGUCCUUGUUUGACUUCUGGACAAACCUCUGUCUCCGUCCUUUUUAGUUGUUUUAUGGCAGGUUUAGAUUUUUCAAAUCAAAAGUGAUUGAGCAUGGAGUUCUGUUCGGGUUGACCUUUGACCUGUCAUCCAACAUUUUGGUUCAACUAAUGUUGGUGAUAAACGAUGUUUGUUAGGAAAAUAAAUGUUGACC